UCACACCACAGCCGAAAUAAUCUAGGAUGCGCCGGUUCCGUGUUGCUUUUGUCUCGCAACAAGUUACAGAACAGUCACAGCAGCUCUCAUUCCUUAAACUUAGAAAAGGAGUUCGCAGUCUGCACUCAUCAAUAUUUCGAUCAGCCUCUCUCCAAAAUCCCAACCAGAUAGUGGAUAUGUUCUGUGAAGUAGAACUGUUCAGAGAUGUGGCAGUCAUUGCUGAAAACUUGAACAGAAAUGGACUUGUUUCCCAGCGGUCCAUCAUAACGCGCCUGUUGGAGGACAUGUUGAAUGAAAAGGCCAGCAAGGAUCAUGGUUACUUUCUUGCAGUAACCAGCUUAAAGAACAUAGGAAAAGGGGAGGUUGUGGAUGAGUCUGGGGACGUUUUCUUCCCUGUAGUCUUUAAUUGUCGCACCUUCUUACCUUACACAGGAGAGAUUUUACAGGGAGUUGUUAGCCACAUAUUUAGGCAUGGGGUCUUCAUGAGAUGUGGACCUAUUAAAUAUGCUUUUCUCUCUGCUCGAAAAAUGCCAAAUUACCACUUUGUUGCUGGGGAAAAUCCAAUCUUCUUGAGCGAUGAGCUUGCAAAGAUAGAGAUUGACAUUGUGGUCCGUUUUGUGGUGCUUGGAGUAAGAUGGAUAGAGAAAAGGGGACGCAUCAAAAAAGAAUUUGUGAUGCUUGCCAGUUUAGUUGGUGAUUCCCUUGGACCUAUUUCAUUGUCUGGAUCUGAUGAAUUGGAUUUGUAAAUAAAUAAGAAAACUACACAAGCAUGUUUCUUUGAAGAUGAUUUCAUUAGCAAAAUGAUUUUCAUUUUAAAUUUGUUUUAUUUUUGGCGGGUGACACUGCAAAUAGGAAUCAGAUGUUUGUGUGAUGUAUAUAUUUACCGAUGUCAAUUAUAGCUUGCAGCUAAGUUUGCUGCAAGUUUGGAAGGAUUUGAGACAUUUAAGAAUUAGGAUAUUGUAAUUACAGUGAGCGAUGAUGAUACACAGUUUAGUUCACUUUCUA
Molecule: messenger RNA, 1005 nt
Organism: Quercus robur (English oak)
Lineage: Eukaryota; Viridiplantae; Streptophyta; Magnoliopsida; Fagales; Fagaceae
Product: DNA-directed RNA polymerase V subunit 7-like
Exons: 2
Coding region: 27-746 (239 amino acids)
Biological process (GO): DNA-templated transcription; DNA-templated transcription initiation
Molecular function (GO): single-stranded DNA binding; single-stranded RNA binding
Source: RefSeq, a predicted model, not a curated record